GGGUAGUUCCGGCGCGGCGCCGCCGACGCGGUGCAUUGUGGGCCGCGUAGUUCCGGUGCGGCCGCGGCGACGGGCGGCGGCGGCGAGAGGCCGCGGUUGGCCUUGUGGGAGCUGUAGUUCGGCGGGGGUCCCCCGCGCUCGCUCUCCCCGCCGCCGGGGCAGCCCUAGGGUGUGCGUUCCCGGCCCCGGCCCCGGCCCCGCCAUGCCGGGUUUCACCUGCUGCGUACCGGGCUGCUACAACAACUCGCACCGCGACAAGGCGCUGCAUUUCUACACCUUCCCCAAAGAUGAGGAGCUGCGGCGGCUCUGGCUGAAGAACGUCUCCCGGGCGGGCGUCAGCGGCUGCUUCAGCACCUUCCAGCCCACCACAGGACACCGCGUCUGCAGCGAGCACUUCCAGGGCGGCCGCAAGUCCUACCUGGUGCGGGUCCCCACCAUCUUCCCACUCCGCGGCGUUAACGAACGCAAGGCUCAGAGGGCCGCCCGCCGCCCCCGCCCGGCCGCUGCCGCUGCCGCCGCCGCGGCAUCGCAGGGCCCCGGUGCCGCCGGCAGCGGCGAGGCCCCGGCAGGGGGCGCGGCCGAGGAUGUGAAGCCGAUCGACCUGACAGUGCAGGUGGAGCUCGGGGCCGGGGCUCCCGCUGGGCCUGGGCCCGGCAGGCUAUCGGCAGCGGCACGGGAGGAUGGCCCGUUGGAGGGCGGCCCCCCGGACCACUCGUACUCGCUGUCGUCGGGCACCACGUCGGAGGAGCUGCUGCGGAAGCUGAACGAGCAGCGCGACAUCAUCGCCCUGCUGGAGGUGAAGAUGAAGGAGAUGAAAGGCAGCAUCCGCCGCCUGCGCCUGUCCGAGGCCCAGCUCCGGGAGGAGAUACGAGUGAAGGACCGGCUGCUCCACGCUGCCGGCGCCGGUAACCGCAAACGCCACGGUCUCUGAGGGCUGCCGGGGCCCGACUCGGCCCGGGGCUCUCCACCGCCCUCGGUGAGGUGUCCAGACAGAGCAGAGACGGGGCUGGGCUACAGCCCUACAGCCCACCCCGGCUCUCGCUGCCCGGUCCUUCUGUCCUGCCGAAACAGCCCCCUGCCGAGCAAACCUCCGCCACCGGAUUUCCCCGCCCGGCCGCCGCCAGCUCACUGCCGAGCCCCGUUGUUGAUCCAUCCUCACCCCAGAGCUGGCACUGCGGGCGCCGUCCAGCGUCCCCACCGGGCCCAUCCUCACCCUCCCUGUACCAGCAGCAGCAGAAAGCACUUCUGUGGAUGUCGACGGAAUCCAAGGCACCACGAAGCGGAUGUGGGGGAUCCAUUUUCAGCAAAGAAAGUCGCUCUGUAUCAAGUGUGCUAGCAGCAACACUACCCCUGGAGAAGGCAUGUCUGGAAGCACAGUUGGCAUCGUACCCCUCAGAAGAUAGAGCGGCGAUGGUGACAGCUGGCCUUGCCUGGCAGAGGCCCGAGCACAGCUUUAGGGAGCCUCCCAGGGUGCUGUGUUUUUUCAGUAAGCUGCUGAUGCCCUGUCAGACUGAGGCAUGUAGUGGGAAGGAGCCCCCUGGUUACAGACCGCUCUCAUGCGAUGUAGUUUCUGCUUUCCCGCAGUUCCUGCGUGCCCCUUAUGGAUGUCUUGAUGUUCUCAGCACUAGUGAGGAUUGACAGGCUGGGCCAAAGCACCUGGUGGCAUCUGAUGGCUGCGGUUUCUCUCAUUGGCUUAAGGACUCCCUCUCCUGAAAUGAGGGCUCAGAAACGUGUUGGAAUGUAAAUCCUUGGCCUUCAUUCCAAGAAGCAGGAUGAGAGGGAAGCACAGCGAGUCUCCCUGCAGCAGCUGCAAACCCUUGCUGUCUAACCCUGAACUAGUUGGCAUGACUAACCAUCAAUGCAUUAGGCAAGCCUUCACCGAAACCUGCUCGCGUGUUUGACCCCCCAAUGUAAGAGUAUCGUAACAAAGCUCUGUGGAAUGAUUGUGUACUUUCUGUUUCUAGCCAGCUUUCGUCCCCUUGCUCCCAGCAACAGGAAACCAAACUAAGGUUGGCUGGGGUGGGUGGAGUAAGGGUGGCAAGGCUUGAAUGUGUACUCCCCGGGGUCAUGGGUAGAGCAGAUACCUCAGCACUGUGGAGGAAGAGGAGGAAGAGGAAGAGAAGCAUAUCUGGUGCACCUAGUGCUUGGGGUACGGCCACAGUAGUGAUUGAGGUCAGAAACAAGGCAGUUCACCAGAAUGUACCCACAUCAGAUGUGAGGGAGCGGUGCCCAGGCUCCCCUGGGCCCACGGGGUGGUCUCCCCACAGGCGUGGUGCAUGUGGGGCUCAGAACAUCCAUUCUGCUUAUGUUUCUAGGAGUAUUUUCUAAGUGUAUGGAAGUGUCUUUAGUUUGAAAGAUUGUACUCUCUGUAACGCUGGCUGGUGGAGCUCUGCAGCUCGUGGCGUUGGAUGGGCUGCAUGGACAGCAUGGGCUGGGAUUUGGCAGCAGAGGUUCCUCCUGUCAUCACACAGCCCCUGUGCUGGUGGCACUGGUGCGCCAGUGUUCCCUUGGCGUGUGCACCAACUUGGAUGGCUGCCUGAGAGGACUCUGCAGGCCCACUCACCUGAUAAGUACUUGCCACAAUUUUAAUUUUAAUUUAUUUUCUCCACUCUGAUGUGUAUCUCUUCCCUCCCACUCCGUGGUAUCCCUGAUCUUCCUGUGAGUCAAGUCAGCAGCCAUUUCAUUUCUGUUGUUGGGUUGGGCUUUCGGGUUGGUCUUUCUUGACAGGAAAGCAGGUACCUGCUUAACCGCCCGGUUUGACACACAUAACUGGUCUAGCAGAUCCACAGGGUCCCAUCGAGGCAAGAGGCAGCACAAGGUCUCUGCUGAUGGAGGCUGGUUGUGCGUCCUGGCUCCUGGAGCAAGUGCCUGUGGUGACAACUCGUGGUACUUUUUCUACCAUUGAAAUGCACCUCAGGACGUUCAGCGACUCAGCCUGCUGGACUGGUUACCUGCUGGACUUGUCAGCUUCUCCAGGUUACACUGAGGUGCUAACAUGCUUAAUUUUAAUAAAGUCUAUUUUGUUUUGUUA
Molecule: messenger RNA, 3031 nt
Organism: Dryobates pubescens (Downy woodpecker)
Lineage: Eukaryota; Metazoa; Chordata; Aves; Piciformes; Picidae
Gene: THAP11
Product: THAP domain containing 11
Exons: 1
Coding region: 203-931 (242 amino acids)
Biological process (GO): regulation of transcription by RNA polymerase II
Cellular component (GO): nucleoplasm
Molecular function (GO): RNA polymerase II cis-regulatory region sequence-specific DNA binding
Source: RefSeq, a predicted model, not a curated record